Messenger RNA from Phytomonas sp. EM1, 1443 nucleotides. The record is from the annotation of a GenBank genome assembly. Lineage: Eukaryota; Euglenozoa; Kinetoplastea; Trypanosomatida; Trypanosomatidae.
AUGUGGCGACUGAGGUCCGGGAAGGCCAAUGCGGCGCUUCUCGCGGUUCCCGGCGGCCGCUCCUUCUGGGAUCCCUACGGCCACCAACCGGAGUCGAUGUUUCUCGAUCGCAAAGAUCUCGAGCAGAUGUACCCCACGCGAAAACCGAAGACGACUGGAGGGGGUUUUGGCUACGAACGCGGCCCUUAUUGGGCGGCGAUGCACCUCCCGAACCCGGCCGUUCGCCUCCCGCAUGAGCGGCGUCGGCUGAACCCCAAACCCGCGCGUCGGGUAACCGUCUUCGGCGCCUCCGGCUACCUCGGCGCGGAGAUCGUUCGGGAGCUUUGUGAGCACCCGAAAAUCGAAUGCGUGCGGGCCUGUACGCGGUACCCCACCCUCAUCCCCCCGGGUUCCGACCUCGAUCUCCUGCUUCAGCGCUACCCCGAGAAGAUCGAGCUGCAUGAGUGCGACGUGACGGAUCGCAUCCAGGUAAACGUCGCCUCGAACGGCAGCGAUACCCUCAUCUUCGCCGUCGACUACCACGCGGAGUACGCGAAUAACAGCCACUACGACGUCUUCUUUACGGGGGCGACGAAUGUGAGUUGGACGGCGCGCAGCGUCCGUGCGGAUCGCGUGAUUUACAUCACCGGCCUCGACGCCACCUUCGCGUCGGAGUCGAACUACGUCGACCAUCGCGCGCGCGGCGAGGACGCCGUCGGGGCGAACCACCCGGACGCCACCCUGAUCCGAUUCGGGCCGCUCUACGGGCGAAAUUAUCGCUACCGCGGGCUCGGCCGUUUCCUCUACCCGGCGUGCUUCCCCAACACCCUCGUGCAGCCGACGUGGGUCGUGGAUGCGGCGCGGAGCGUCGUGCGGUGCGCGCGCGCUCAUCGCGCGGUGCGCUACCGAUUCGACCUCGGCGGCCCCGAAACCCUCCCCCACGUCGAUGCCUUUCGCGAGAUCGCGCGGUAUUACGAGCCGCGAUGGGUUUUCCCCUGCUACCGUGGCCUGGGGCGAUUUUUUGGCAAACUCGCCCCAUGGGUGAUCCCGAACCCGUGGUUUGACGAUAACUACAUUCUCACGUUUGAGCUCGACCAGGUGAAUCGGCGAAGCACGUUGUUCGAUCGUCUCGCGAGCUGGGAGCGGCUCGCCUACACCCCGCAUACGAUUCGAGAGGCGGCCGAGAUCGAACGCGGGGUGCGCGCCCUCCCGCCGCUGCACGAGCUCGAUAUCGCCUUUGAGGAGCUGGAGGCGGCCGACAAGGCCGCGGAUCGCGCCGAGGAGGAGAACGCGAAGAAAUUCGGCAUCCACCGCGCCAAAGCGGAGCCUGGGUUCGGCCGCACGGACGGGCUCGAGGCCCUCGCGCAGGAGAUCUACCCAGGGCAGCAAUUCCGUGUGCGUCCGUUGGAGGGCGCGAAGUACCCGUCGACCGUCAAAAACCCGGGGCCCAAUGCGAUUCAUUAA